ACAUAGGCAAGUUUCAAUGAAGGCAUUGAAGAAAUGGUCCAAACAGAUUUUGAAAGGCUUGGAUUAUUUGCAAACUCAUGAUCCUUGUAUCAUCCACAGAGAUCUUAAUUGCAGCAAUGUUUUUGUCAAUGGCAACACUGGUCAGGUUAAGAUCGGCGAUUUGGGUUGGCUGCGAUUGUGGGGAAGAGCCAUUCGGCGCAUUCGAUUCUCGGGACGCCGGAAUUCAUGGCACUGGAAUUAUACGAGGAGCAUUACACCGAACUAUUCGACAUAUACUCAUUCGGGUUGAGCGUGCUGGAGAUGGUGACCUUG
Molecule: messenger RNA, 312 nt
Organism: Hibiscus syriacus
Lineage: Eukaryota; Viridiplantae; Streptophyta; Magnoliopsida; Malvales; Malvaceae
Product: probable serine/threonine-protein kinase WNK11
Exons: 2
Coding region: 17-289 (90 amino acids)
Biological process (GO): intracellular signal transduction; protein phosphorylation
Cellular component (GO): cytoplasm
Molecular function (GO): ATP binding; protein serine/threonine kinase activity
Source: RefSeq, a predicted model, not a curated record